Molecule: messenger RNA, 1225 nt
Organism: Microcebus murinus (gray mouse lemur)
Lineage: Eukaryota; Metazoa; Chordata; Mammalia; Primates; Cheirogaleidae
Source: RefSeq, a predicted model, not a curated record
AUGGGGACUGGGCACCUGGCGCCUCCACCGGGGUCAGAAGAGGGACCCCUGCAGACGUCUCGCAUCCCCGAGGUUCCUGUCUCCCUCCUCCGGGAAGGCCUCGCCGGACCGAGCCCGUUUUGGGGGAGCACGCACCCACACAGGUGUCCCAUUCUCUCCACAGGGCACGCCACCAUCACCAACUACUUGUUGAGCUAUUUCCCCGGGCUUGACCUGGAGCGGAGGAACGUGUUCGGGUUCACGGCCCUGAUGAAGGCCGCCAUGCAGGGCCGCACAGACUGCGUCCGGGCCCUCAUGCUGGCAGGGGCAGAUGUGCACGCGAGGGACCCCCGCCGCGGGAUGUCGUCCCAGGAGUGGGCCACGUACACGGGCCGGGUGGAGGCCGUCCGCCUCAUGCAGAGGCUGCUGGAGCGCCCCUGCCCGGAGCAGUUCGGGGAAAAGUACAAGCCGGAGCUGCCGCUGCCCCCCGAGACGGCGGUGAAGCCCGCGGGCUCCAAAAACUGCUUGCAGAGGCUCACGGAGUUCGUGCGGUCCGCGCUGACCUCCCGCUCCAGCCAGGGCCUGGAGGAUGGGGGCGUCCUUGACCACAUGGUCCGCAUGACCACGAGCCUCUACAGCCCCGCCGUGGCCAUCGUCUGCCAGACCGUGUGCCCCGAGAGCCCCCCCUGCGUGGGGAAAAGGCGACUGGCGGUGCAGGAGAUCCUGGCGGCCCGCGCGGAGCAGGACACGCGAGCCCCGGAGAGGGGCAAGGCGGAGGGCCGGGAGCGGGAGUUCCGGACCUCGCCGGGAGGGGCGGCCUCCAGCGCGGGGGUCCCCGGAGCCAGCCUCCCGCCUGCGCCCCAGCCCGGGGCCCGGGGCGCCGCGCCCGCGUCGCGGAAGGCCAGCCUGCUGCCCCUGCAGCUGCUGAGGCGGAGCAGCGUGCGGCCGGGCGUCGUGGUCCCCCGGGUCCGCAUCACCAAGGCGCCGGCGCCCACCUUCCAGCCCGAGCGGCCGGCCCGGAAGGCCAGCACCAAGGACAGCGCCCACCUGCAGAUCCCCAAGUGGCGGUACAAGGAGGCCAAGGAGGAGAAGAGGAAGGCGGAGGAGGCGGAGAAGAAGCGCCUGGCCGAGGCGCAGAAGGAACGGCGCGCGUCGCGCUGGAGGAAGAGGACGUGAGGGUCCCGCCGGGCGGGGGACAGAAGGCUGCGGGCGCAGAGCCCGGGCGGCGCGGGGCGGCGCGGGGACA